CUCCUCAACGCCGUGACUCAAGCCUAUUGUGCCAGGCAGGGCGCACUCAGCAGUGCAGCCCCACAGGUGGCAGCGGCGCGGCGAGAGGGCUCCCGCCAGGCCAAGCAGUGGAGUGCCGCACAGCGCGCCUUCCCGCCUCCCAGCCGCCACCCAAGCAGUUCCGACCCAGCGCCAACAGGCCUGCUUGGUCGAUCUUCGAGCCAAAGAUGCGGCGAGGCUGGAAGAUGGCUCUGUCUGGGGGGCUCCGGUGCUGCCGCCGGGUACUGUCCUGGGUGCCAGUGCUCGUUAUUGUCCUCGUCGUGCUCUGGUCCUACUAUGCCUACGUCUUUGAACUCUGCCUGGUGACUGUUUUGAGCCCAGCAGAAAAAGUUGUCUACCUCAUACUCUACCAUGCCAUCUUUGUGUUCUUUACCUGGACCUACUGGAAGUCUAUUUUUACACUCCCACAGCAGCCAAACCAGAAGUUCCAUUUGUCCUACACAGACAAGGAACGCUAUGAAAAUGAAGAGAGACCUGAGGUCCAGAAGCAGAUGCUUGUUGAUAUGGCCAAAAAGCUACCAGUUUACACAAGAACUGGAAGUGGAGCUGUACGAUUCUGUGACCGGUGCCAUCUGAUCAAGCCAGACCGCUGCCACCAUUGCUCUGUCUGUGCCAUGUGUGUGUUAAAAAUGGAUCAUCACUGCCCCUGGGUUAAUAACUGCAUUGGAUUUUCCAACUACAAAUUCUUCCUUCAAUUCUUAGCUUACUCUGUUCUCUACUGCCUGUACAUUGCUACAACAGUCUUCAGCUAUUUCAUCAAAUACUGGAGAGGGGAAUUACCCAGUGUUCGAUCUAAGUUCCAUGUCCUUUUUCUUCUCUUUGUGGCCUGCAUGUUUUUUGUCAGCCUUGUGAUUCUCUUUGGUUACCAUUGUUGGCUUGUCAGCAGAAACAAAACCACCUUAGAGGCCUUCUGCACUCCAGUGUUUACAAGUGGCCCAGAGAAAAAUGGGUUCAACCUUGGCUUCAUCAAGAAUAUCCAGCAGGUGUUUGGAGAUAAGAAGAAGUUCUGGUUAAUACCUGUUGGGUCCAGCCCUGGUGAUGGACACUCCUUCCCUAUGAGGUCUAGGAAUGAGUCACAGGACCCACUGCUAGCAAAUGAAGAACCCUGGGAAGACAAUGAGGAUGACAACCGAGAUUAUCCAGAAGGCUCGUCAUCUCUUGCUGUGGAAACGGAAACAUAGCAGUUUUCAUAUUUCCUGCAUCUCUCAGACAGGACUCUCCAUCUCCAUCUCCCAUGAGGCUUACAGAGUUCAGUGUUGGAAAUCAUUGUAAUCUUCAAAAUAAGUCACCGUGUUGGACUGAAACCUUCAAAAUUUGAAAGAAUUCCAUCCAAUACUUGCUGUGCAAAUGUUUCUGGACUUUACAUUAUUUAAUUUUCUGACCGAAAUCCAACUUGGUAUUUGGUAGCAGUUAAUUCAAGCCAGAUUUUUUGUUUCUUCAUUUCCCCUGCCCCAAUCCAUGAAAGUCUGCAUGUAAAAUAUAUCUUUUCAUUCAUCGUAUCAGGUAAAAGGGAAUUCAGAAAAUUUCCUUGGAGUCUUUAAUUUAUCCGCAAAGAUUAUUAAUCCCAUAAUAGGGCCUUUUUGGUGUUGAAGGGAAUCAGACUACAUUUGUUGCUUAUGUGCAUGUGUAUUUGUGAACAUAGACAGCAUAUCUAUACAAAAUUCUGCUAUAGUGUGAAAAUCAAGGCUAAAAACCUGAUUAUGAUUUUUCUGUAAAUAGCAACUUAAGUAUUUACUAGACUUUGAACCAUCACUAUAUCAGGUAUCUAAAUUUUGGGAUGGUGACUGAAUACACUGACCAAGGUCCUCAAAUUGGGACUUGAACAACAAUGUAAAAGCUAUUCCAUCACAAAUGUUCCUGAAAGCAACCAUAAGAUGAAAAUCAGGACUUACACUUUAUUGAACAUAAUAAUCAGUGUUUUAAAGAUGUCUAAUGUCAGAUUGCGGUAGAAUUCUCCAAUUACUUUUAUUUAUUUAUCUGCUACCUAGUUUUAUUU
This is a messenger RNA of Saimiri boliviensis boliviensis (Bolivian squirrel monkey), 2035 nucleotides long. It is a transcript of the gene ZDHHC15, whose product is annotated as zDHHC palmitoyltransferase 15. Gene Ontology annotation, molecular function: palmitoyltransferase activity. The record is from RefSeq and is a predicted model, not a curated record. Lineage: Eukaryota; Metazoa; Chordata; Mammalia; Primates; Cebidae.